Nymphaea colorata (pocket water lily) is the source of this 2529-nucleotide messenger RNA. RefSeq lists its product as uncharacterized. NCBI's taxonomy places the organism in Eukaryota, Viridiplantae, Streptophyta, Magnoliopsida, Nymphaeales, Nymphaeaceae. The record is from RefSeq and is a predicted model, not a curated record. Bases 182 to 550 code for a protein of 122 amino acids. The transcript is spliced from 5 exons.
GUGAAAUUUAUACGGCGAGAUGAAAUUCACCCCGACAAGUAUUGUGUGCAUCAAUCGCCGUUGAAUUCCACCCGAAAAAUCUGUACGACGAAGUUAAAAUUCACCUGAAAAAAAGUCGAAGCUCUCAUCGAGAGGAAAUUAAUGCAGAUUUUUUUGAGAGCCAUUACGCUCUAAAAAAAAUAUGUUCUCGCUGCCACUUUCCCCUCCCUCCCCUCUUCCCCUCUCCUCUCUCGGUCUCUCUUUCUCGCCCCUUGGUCUAUGCAAAGCCGUCUUCCUCCUUGUGUCGAAGCCGGCGAUCUUCCUCUCUUCCUUCACGCCGACGGAAGGUGAGACCCCUGUGUUCGCAGAUCUUCCUCCUUGUGUUGAAGCCUGUGAUUUGGCUCUCUGUCGAAGCUGGCGAUCUUCCUCUCAUCCUUCGCGCAGGGGUUGGCUGAAAGAAGCUCUUUUUUAUCUCUCUUCAGGUGACGCACCCUUGACAGUUCAAGCUAUAUCAACAACUAUUCGUCUUCCUUUUAAUCAUCGAUUGCUUGUGCAGAAUUUAACAUUCUGAGAAUGUGAACACCCUCACACGUACUGCUAGAGGUUUUCAAUUUGUCAAAUGUUGCGAAAUAUUGCAAGAGAUGGUGGACACUGGACUCCUAGAUAGUCAUACGCGAAUGAAGAACAUGGACAUGUUAGCAGAAGACACCAAUUCCAUGAUAUUUGUCAACCUUUCACCUCCAGACCGGCUGACAUGGUUUAGGUAAGAGCUGAUUGUUAUACAUUCAAUGGUUAAUUAUUUGUAUAAUUCAUGUCAUGCAAAACAUGUAUUUUGUGAUGUUAUUAGCAUAAUUCCAUGAUCUUUGAUGUUGUUUGAAAUUGUUGUUGUACAUGCAGUUUGUUCUUGUUCAUGUAUUGAAACACAUCUUUGAAAUUUUGUUAUUAAAUAAUUUUUGUUAUAUGUACAUGCAGUUUAGUGAAUAUGGCCGAUAUUGAAUGUUCGAUGACAACGAUGAUGAGUGACAACGAUGAUGAGCGAGUCCUUUUCAUCAUUCGACUAGUUUAUGUCUUCAUCCUCUUUUGGUUAAGAUGACAAGAACAAUUUAGGAGGAUUGCUCAUCCAUUUAAAGAUGCUGGUACAUCUUUUAUUCAACUUAUGCUUCGAGGUCAUCCUAGAAAUUCUAUGGACUUACUCCGUAUGGACGGACACACAUAUAUGACAUUGUGUAACACUCUAAGAGCUAGAAAUUUGUUGGAGGAUGCUCGUGACAUUACCGUAGAAGAACAAGUAGCUAUUUUUCUUUUGACAAUUGGACAUAAUGAAUGAAAUCGUGCCGUUCAAAAUACGUUUCAACAUUCUGGACAAACAAUCAGUAAAUAUGUCAGCCUAGUCCUGCGAGCGAUAUGUAUAAUGGAUAAGGAGUACGUUCGGCAGAACAAUGAUGAGAUGUCAGCACAUAUUCGACAAUCUAAACGAUUUUUUCCAUAUUUUCAUGUAAUUAGCAGUACCUCCAACUUGUAUAUAUGCAUAUAGAAUUGUUUAGGAGCAAUCGAUGGCACCCAUGUACCUGCAUGGGUCCCAGCUUCAAAUCAGGCAAGGUAUCGCAAUAUAAAAGGACUCAUUUCUCAGAACGUCAUGGCUGUAGUUGGAUUCGACACUCGAUUCCACUACGUUUUGGUUGGAUGGGAAGGAAGUGCAAGAAACUCAAGAGUAUUGUACAAUGCACUUGAUCAUCAAACCAACCUGUUUGUUGUUCCAUAAGGUACGUAGUUCCACCAACCAAUGCACUCUUUUAACACGCAUGAUUGUAGGUAAAUAUUAUCUUGCUGAUAAGGGAUAUCCAAACAUUGAAGGUUUGCUUAUACCUUAUCGAGGGCAUCGUUAUCAUAUGUUUGAGUUUAACACUCGGAGAGCACGCUCACCUAGAAUUAAAGAAUAAUUAUUCAACCAUAGGCAUUCAUCACUUCGAAAUACAGUAGAAAGGUCAUUUUUCAAUAUUGAAAAUGCAAGUGCAGUAUCCAUUCAAAAAAUAAGUUCUAAUUGUUCUUGCUACAUGUGUAUUGCACAACUUCAUAAUUAAACAAACUCCAAAUACUGAGCAAUUUGUUGAUGAAGAUGCAACUUCAAAUGAUAACUUUGUCUUAAGUGAACCGGAAUUUGCAAGCCAAACACAUUGGGGAGGAAGCAACAAUUCUCUGAGAGCAGCUAUAACAUCUCAAAUGUUUACAGAUUAUCAAUUGAAUAGUAAGUUUGUUUAUGAAUUUUGACUAUUGUUUCAUUUAAUUGUUUGACAUUUGUUUUGUUUUGAAUAAGACGAUGAAGAUGAUGUCUCGGCAAAAGUACUAUGUCGUUUUCGAAGGUUGGUCGCGAGGCAUAUAUGAGAGUUGGGAGUGGUGCCAACCUUUAGUAUGUCGGUACAAUGGUGCCCUCUUCAUAUCGUUUGAUUCUUCAGAUCGUUUUCUUUGUUGGAUAUGUACUUAUUAAACUUUUUUUUUUUUGUGGAUGGUAGGGAGUACUCCAUUUUGUGGAUAUGUAAUCAUUAAGCUUUU